UUGAAAUUGUAAGAUUGCCCACGUAAGAUCGAAGCUAUGAGCAAGACUCUUGUUCCCUUGCAGCUCCAGUGGAAAAAAGGAGGAGACAAUGUUUAUGUUGCUGGAACGUUCAACAAUUGGACUCCCGUGGCAUUGCGAAAGAAAAACGACGGUUCUUUUGAAGUCACGUUGGAAGUACCCCCAGGUGAAGUAGAAUUCAAGUUUAUUGUUGACGGAGAGUGGAGAGAAAGUGAAGAUUAUGAUACCAAGCUUAGCAGCGUGAACUCUUUGAACAAUGUUCAACUUGUCGAGCUACUCAAAAGUGAACAGAUUGGUACUCAAGACAAGAUAACCGAUUCCGAGAAAGACAUAAACGUCGAAAGUUAUGAAAAUGUUCGAGUUCCAGCAAAUUCAGAGACGUCCAUUGUCGAUGAGAACGGACACGAGUCUGAAAAUAUGAAGAGUUCGAAGUCUGAUCGGAAAAAAGAAGAAACUUUGCAAGUUAAAACGAAAGAAAGUCAAAGAGCCAAGGUAGAAAGCAAUACAGGAGAGAAGUCAGUAGAACCUGGAAAAAAUUGGAAACAAAGAUGUUGUGUAUCCUGAAAUAUUCGAAUGAGUUAGGUGACCAUUCCCACGUAAACAAUGGAUAUACACGAUAGUAAAUUUUUUGUUCUACAUAAAAAUAUUCUCGAUAUUCAAGUUAAUAUAGCGAAUUGCUUCUCGUUCAACAAUAUGUCAAGAGCCAAAGUCAUUGUAUCAUGCAAACCCAACUCGUUUCUAUUGGAAAGCUCUUUGAAUAACGACAAGCGGUCAAAGAGUCCAUCCCUGCUGUUAACUCAACUGGUCUUUGCCAUCCAAAGCAUGUGACAGAAUAUAGAAAUGGCCACUAAAUAGACUUUCUUCAUUUCUUGCAAGUAAAACUUCGAGAUGAAUU
Molecule: messenger RNA, 913 nt
Organism: Galdieria sulphuraria
Lineage: Eukaryota; Rhodophyta; Bangiophyceae; Galdieriales; Galdieriaceae
Product: protein kinase activator
Exons: 2
Coding region: 37-582 (181 amino acids)
Biological process (GO): signal transduction
Cellular component (GO): nucleotide-activated protein kinase complex; cytoplasm; nucleus
Molecular function (GO): protein kinase binding
Source: RefSeq, a predicted model, not a curated record